AUGGCCGGAGCAAGUGGAGGAAGAUCACUCGAGCAAACUCCGACGUGGGCAGUUGCCGUAGUUUGCUUCGCUCUUGUGGCGGUUUCCAUUGUAAUCGAGUACAUAAUGCAUUUAAUCGGAAAGUGGUUAAAGAAGAGACACAAAAUGGCUCUCUACGAGUCGCUGGAGAAGGUCAAAUCAGUGGGCCAGGGCCCAAUAUCGAACAUUUGCAUAUCGAAAGAAGUUGCCGCCACGUGGCAUCCGUGCAGCAAGAGGCAAGAGGCCAAAAAGUAUCCGGGGAGCCACCGCCGGCGGCUCCUCGCGGCUGGAGACGACGACGAUGAUGCCAUCAGCUUCCGGCGCGUGCUGGCAGGCUACGGGGCCGACAAGUGUGCUGAAAAGGGUAAAGUUGCUUUCGUGUCCUCUGAUGGAAUACAUCAGCUACAUAUAUUCAUAUUUGUUUUGGCCGUUUUUCAUGUCCUUUACUGCAUUCUCACUAUGGCAUUGGGUAGAGCCAAGAUGAGAAGUUGGAAAUCAUGGGAAAAGGAAACAAGAACAACUGAGUACCAGUUUUCAAACGAUCCUGAGAGGUUUAGGUUUGCAAGGGAAACUUCGUUCGGGAGGAGGCACUUGAACUUUUGGAGCAAAACUCCUGUUCUAUUAUGGAUUGUUUGUUUCUUUAGACAAUUCGUUAGAUCAGUUCCAAGAGUGGAUUAUUUGACUCUACGCCAUGGAUUUAUUAUGGCUCACCUUGCACCUCAAAGCCAAGCUAAUUUUGACUUUCAAAAGUAUAUCAAUAGAUCACUUGAAGAGGACUUCAAAGUGGUAGUUGGAAUAAGGUUUGUAUAUAUACUUACUUCAUUUUGUGAGUGUAAUUCACACUUUUUAGCAGUUAAUAAUCACGGAUUCUUGU
Striga hermonthica is the source of this 892-nucleotide messenger RNA. The record is from the annotation of a GenBank genome assembly. Lineage: Eukaryota; Viridiplantae; Streptophyta; Magnoliopsida; Lamiales; Orobanchaceae.